AUGUCUCCCUCUUCCCUCGUCUCCUUCUCCAAUUUCAACUCCACCUCCACAAUUUCUCUCUCUACGGCAACUAUGAAGCCUCAAGCAAGCAUGGGAAAAAUGAUGCGCGCCCCGUCAUGGGAUCUCUCCUCAGCCGGAGGAUCUGCCGAAGACCACUCCGCAGAUAAGUCUGCUGAGUGGCAAGGAAAGACCGAACCUGAGCCUUACCAGUCCUGCCUGGCAGAGAUCGACAGAAUGAUCACUGAGGGGCUCUCAAAAUCUGCUGCCAACAAAGUACGCCACGGAGGGGCAUAUAGAGCUGUUCGACGGGUCUCCAUCGCCCAGGGUAAAGGUGAAGCCGUCGACGUGAAGUGGCUCCAAAACGAGGAGAUCAACUUGUGGUAUACUUACUCGGAUGAUCCCUUCCCUGGAGUUAUAUUCUCAUUUGUUGACAUUGGCUCUGGCUUGGACAAUGUUAGCAACCAGAGCGCGACAACUGAGAAGAUUUCGCCAGCCUCGGAUAUUGUCGACCCGAACGACGAAUUCAGACUCGGAUACAGGAGGUGCGAUGUCGAUGUCGAAUGGGAUGUUUCCAAGACUGCCUACAUCCAGCCUAUGGUUGACCAACUAUCUACCUCCGACACAUCGCCAAAGUCGGAUAUCAAAUCAUCGAGUUCAUCCACCGCAGAGUCUAAAAAGGAAGACAUCAUCGAUGACAAGAAGAAUGGACAAGCUCGGCAUCACGAGGAUAUAUCAACAGUGAUUAACGGUGAACUCGCCAAUGCUACGAAGAGAGUCACAUUCAACAAGUCUAAGCCCAUGUCCCUCGGUACAUUCUUGCAUGAAGAGGACUCUGUUCACAAGACUGCUGCGAGACCCGAAGGACCAGCAAAUCGCCGUAGAGAGACCAAGAAACACAAUUCGGUCCGCUAUGCCGACAUGAGAUCCGGUUUGCUCCCCUACAUCAAGAGCUCUAAGUCCAGUCAAUAUCAAUUAUCUAACGCCUAUGAUUCCCACGUCACUAUCAAGAAGUCUGCUAAUACCGAUGACCUGCCAGGCAAGUCACGCCAGCAAAAAUCACAGGACGUGGCGAAAGCCUCGUAUGGUCAGUUAGAUGGCAUUGACGAGGGCAAAUAUGUUGUUGGCCAUGGAAGAGUCUUCUCCUCCUCCAUUUCUGAAGAGGCCCAUACUGCUCAGUCUCGUCGACGAGGCAGCAGACGCGCUUCAAUCCUCCAGCCACCCCCACAAGGCACUGGAUGGAUCGAGUUCCGCGACCCAGAGCCAUUUCACACCUCACCUCCAGCAACAAACAUCCCAUGGACUUUGACAAAAAUGACAAAUAUCGAGCAGGAUGCAAAGAAGGCAGCAGCUCUCAAGGCAUGGGCCAACUUCCCUGCUCAAGCUGUGGAAGAAGAUCGCGAAGCUGCAGCUGCGUAUGUAACCCCAACUACUCUUGGUCUAGUCACAAACACCAUGGCUGCUACGCCCGUCAUCAAGGAGACGUAUAAGCAGGUUGUUGUUUCUGAUACAUUUGAGCGUAAGAUUGUUGGGAAGAGUGUGAAUAUUUUUGAGUGAGGGGAGAUUCUUGGCAUGGACUUUGGCGAUGUUAUUGUGUCAUGCACAGGUUGGGUUCGCGUUGAUGGUGUUACUGCUGGGUUAAUUGAGAUGACGAAGAUUAAUU
Molecule: messenger RNA, 1660 nt
Organism: Cadophora gregata
Lineage: Eukaryota; Fungi; Ascomycota; Leotiomycetes; Helotiales; Ploettnerulaceae
Exons: 3
Coding region: 1-1554 (517 amino acids)
Source: RefSeq, a predicted model, not a curated record